CCAGGAGUCUGGGAGGAGUGGCUGUAAGAGGAGGAGCAACUGGGACUGAGUCAUGGCAGGAAACAGGAGGGCGGGAGAUAGCAUAUAAAGAGAGACAGCAGGCCUUGAAAUUCACAGCGCAGUAGCAGCAGCCAGAGGAGCAGGCUUGCAGCAAGUGGUCCAGCCCCCUCAAGUCUAGAUCUGCCUGUGACAACCAUCUUCUGGGUGACCAGUGACCAGUUCUAGCCCCAGGAUGGGGACCAUAUCCAGAUCAGCCUUGAUCUUGGCCUGCUUGGCUCUUGCUUCUGCUGCCUCUGAGGGAGUCUUCAAGGUUUCGGACCAGAGAGAGAUGAAGCCAGAGCACCUCUUCCAGCACCUCCAUGAAGUAGGCUAUGCAGCACCCCCUUCCCCCCCACAAACCCAGAAGCUCCGAGUCGACCACUCUGAAACGUCUCUGCAUGACCCUCCCCUCUUUGAAGAACAAAGAGAAGUGCAGCCCCCUUCCUCUCCUGAAGACAUCCCUGUGUUUGAGGAAGAGUGGUCCACUUUCCUAAACCCUAAUGUAGAUAAAGCGGGUCCCCCUGUCCCUCAAGAAGCCAUCCCCCUGCAGAAAGAGCAGCCCCCUCCCCGAAUCCCUAUUGAGCAGAAGGAAAUAGACCCACCUGUCCAACAUCAGGAGGAGAUUGUCCAGGCCAGCCAGAAAGAGGAGAAGCCACCCACCUUGGCGGGCCAGCUGCCUCCAGAGCCCCGGACUUGGAAUCCAGCCCGCCACUGCCAGCAGGGACGUAGAGGUGUCUGGGGCCACCGGCUGGAUGGCUUCCCUCCUGGACGGCCUUCUCCUGACAACCUGAAGCAGAUCUGUCUUCCUGAGCGUCACCACGUGGUCUACGGCCCCUGGAACCUGCCACAGACUGGCUACUCUCACCUUAGUCGCCAGGGAGACGCCCUCAAUAUGCUGGAGACCGGAUAUUCCCGCUGCUGUCGCUGCCGCAGCGACACAAACCGCCUAGACUGUGUGAAACUUGUGUGGGAGGAUGCAAUGACCCAGUUCUGUGAGACUGAAUUCUCGGUCAAGACCCGACCCCACCUGUGCUGCAGACAGCGUGGGGAGGAGCGAUUCUCUUGCUUCCAGAAGGAAGCUCCUCGACCAGACUACCUGCUCCGCCCCUGCCCCGUCCACCAGAAUGGCAUGACCUCAGGGCCCCAGCUGCCUUUCCCCCCGGGGUUGCCCACACCAGACAAUGUCAAAAACAUCUGUCUUCUGAGACGCUUCCGCUCCGUGCCGCGCAACCUCCCCGCUACUGACGCCAUCCAGAGGCAACUGCAGGCUCUGACCCGGCUGGAGACCGAGUUCCAGCGCUGCUGCCGCCAGGGCCACAACCACACUUGCACAUGGAAGGCCUGGGAGGACACCCUGGAUGGAUACUGUGAUAAGGAGCUGGCUAUAAAGACCCACCCCCACACAUGUUGCCACUACCCUCCUAGUCCUGCCCGGGAUGAAUGCUUUGCCCACCUCGCUCCCUAUCCCAACUAUGACCGGGAUAUCUUGACCCUUGACCUCAGCCGAGUCACCCCCAACCUCAUGGGUCAGCUCUGCGGAAAUGGAAGAGUUCUCAGCAAGCAUAAACAGAUUCCUGGGCUGAUCCAGAAUAUGACUGUCCGCUGCUGUGAGCUACCAUAUCCAGAACAGGCCUGCUGUGGUGAAGAGGAGAAACUGGCCUUCAUUGAGGAUCUCUGUGGUCUCCGGAGGAACUCGUGGAAAGAUCCUGCUCUCUGCUGUAACCGGGCUCCUGGAGAUAAACAAGUCAACUGCUUCAAUACCAACUACCUGAGGAAUGUGGCUUUAGUGUCUGGAGACACUGGGAAUGCCACUGGCCUGGGGGAGCAGGGCCCAACUGGGGGAACAAAUGUCAGCCCCGCCCAUGGGUCCAAGGAAGAAUGAGUCACCCUGAGCCUCAGAGGAUUAGAUGGGGGAACCCCGCCCUACUCCACCCUCCUUGAACACUCAUUACAAUAAAUGCCUCUUGGAUUUGGCA
Mastomys coucha (southern multimammate mouse) is the source of this 2015-nucleotide messenger RNA. RefSeq names its product extracellular matrix protein 1 (gene Ecm1). Gene Ontology annotation, cellular component: extracellular region. Gene Ontology annotation, biological process: regulation of bone mineralization; signal transduction. The coding region runs from base 233 to 1921 and encodes 562 amino acids. NCBI's taxonomy places the organism in Eukaryota, Metazoa, Chordata, Mammalia, Rodentia, Muridae. The record is from RefSeq and is a predicted model, not a curated record. The transcript is spliced from 11 exons.